GGCUGUCAGUAUUGUUCAAGUGACGGUGCAGAGGAAGGGCAGUCAGUAUGCUGUGAUGUCACAGCGCUGUACACAUUAAAAAACUGCUCGUUUUAUUUUUGCAGCUUCACGUACAGUCGCCGAACUUGGAAGCAGAUGUAAUUAAAGACGACACUUCCUCCCAGCGCUAACGUUAGCUGUCCUGUCAGACUUGUCGACGAAGGAAACAACGAAGUGUUCUUUUAUGUGGCACGGAUGAAAUUACUGCUCACUGAGGAAACGUCUGCGUUUGUCAAGAAGAUACACAUUUGUCUUGUGGACUGGGCCGUCUUGUCGAAGAAAACCGAGAACAAGGACUAACGUUUUCGGAUGCACAUCAGUUCUGUGUUGACAUUUGCGUUGCAUCCUUAAGAUGUUUUAAGCUAACAUUGACAGGACUAGCUCGCUGAUGUUGGCUAGCGUCAUAGGUGUCGACCACUUGUAUAUUACAGAUAGAAGCAGGUUGAAGUAUUCACUAUCGAAAGAGAUCAUCUUAUUUACACAUUUUCGUUAGCAUGUCUGCAGAGAGCUGCUAUGGGCUGCCGCUAUGACGCUAGGUGUAGCCACAGGGUUAUGUCACUGUCAGGCUAACAGAUAGCUUUCCGUCUGCAGCUGCCUCAAUCUUUGCAUGGUCAUGUCCAGCAGGCUUGGCAUCAUGUAGACCGUCCCUCUGUCCAGGCUAGGUGAGCGGGGAAACAGUAUGUUAGUGAGCCUCCUUGGAGCGUAAUGCAAAGCUGGAUUGCAGCUAUCCAACUGGGUCAAAGACUGACAGCUGGCACUGAUACAGUUUAGCUCAGGAUUGUUGCUCGCCAUUCUCAAAGCCGUCCGCUCUGUGAUAUUACAAACAUCCCGACCCACUUGGAGGACAUGUGAAUGCAUCAUGUCCUGCCUGCAUCUCUUAUUUAUGCAAUAAGGCACCAGAGCAGCCUGUAAUGAAAUAAUCCCGCAGUGAGAGAGGCAGCAUCAUCAGGACUGAGUGGAUAUUUUGCUCCUUUUAUUCCCUGAAGAGGACAGCAACAUUCAAGGCUAUCUAAGUGUCCAGCACCUGCCCAUCACAAUGGAAACUGUGGGAGAUUUUGAGUACAGCAGAAAAGACCUGGUUGGACAUGGAGCCUUUGCUGUGGUGUUCAAAGGAAGACACAGGAAGAAGACAGAUUGGGAGGUGGCCAUUAAGAGCAUUAAUAAGAAGAACCUGUCCAAGUCCCAGAUCCUUCUUGGCAAGGAAAUCAAAAUACUGAAGGAGCUGCAGCAUGAAAAUAUUGUGGCACUUUACGAUGUCCAGGAAACACCUAACUUUGUUUUCCUAGUCAUGGAGUAUUGUAACGGAGGUGAUCUUGCUGACUAUCUGCAAGCUAAAGGGACAUUGAGAGAGGACACACUGAGAGUUUUCCUCCAGCAGAUUGCUGCUGCCAUGCGCAUCCUCAACAGCAAAGGAAUCAUCCACCGCGACCUGAAGCCCCAGAACAUCCUGCUGUCAUAUGCAGGUCGCAAGAAGUCCAACAUCAGUGGCAUCCGCAUCAAAAUAGCUGACUUUGGCUUUGCACGGUACCUCCAGAGCAACAUGAUGGCAGCCACGCUGUGUGGGUCCCCCAUGUACAUGGCCCCAGAAGUCAUCAUGUCCCAGAACUAUGACGCCAAAGCUGAUCUGUGGAGCAUAGGGACAGUUAUCUACCAGUGUCUCGUCGGCAAGCCACCAUUCCAGGCUAACAGCCCGCAAGACUUAAGGAUGUUUUAUGAGAAGAACAAGAAUCUACAACCUAUCAUCCCGAGGGAGACAUCCGCACAACUUAGUGACCUUUUGCUUGGCCUACUGCAGAGAAAUCAGAAAGACAGAAUGGACUUUGAUACAUUUUUCAGCCAUCCUUUCUUGGAGCCCUCGUCCACCAUUAAAAAAUCAUGUCCAGUGCCGGUCCCCAGCGCCUCCAACGCUGUGACGGACAGUUCCUGUGGCAGCUCCCCAUGCAUCCGCUACAACUCUCCUCCUUCUCUCCCAGACAUGCAGACUCUAACGGAAGACGGCCUGUCGUCUCCUCCACUCGGUCCACCCAACUUUUUGCAGCUGUCCAAAGAGUCUGCAGGAAGUACCAGCAGUAAGAAUUCCUCCUGUGACACUGAUGACUUUGUCCUGGUGCCUCACAUCUCUACAGACAGCUAUGACCAACCAAUGGGAGUUGGUCGUCGGGCGUCCAGUGAGUUUCUCAUGUGUGGAGGGCAGCCACAGCCCACCCCAGGACAGACUCCCAUGGUGUCGCCACGGGCUGAAACAACACCAAUCCCUGUUCCCACCCAGGUCCGCAACUACCAGCGUAUCAAGCAGAACCUCUCCAGCAGCCCGACCACCACGCUCUACAGCUCCCCGAGGUCUGGCACUGUGAGGCGCUCAAACACCAGUCCUAUGGGGUUCCCCAAGGUGGGCUCAGGGUCCCCCAGCUCCGCAGACGUGCCUCAGACAGUGAGCCGGCGCCUCUCUACGGGUAGUUCCCGGCCCUACUCCCCCUCGCCUCUUGUGGGCACCAUCCCUGAGCAACUGGGUCACUGCUGCUGUCACCUGCAGAACCAGGAGCCUCGCAGUCGCAGCUCUUCAGGAGGUUCGCCUGUUCCGUCCUCUCAGCUCCUGGGGGCUCGGCUCCAGAGCGCCCCUACCCUGACCGAGGUUUAUCAGACCAGGCAGAAACUCCACAAGCAGCUGUCAGACCCUGUGCAGCCUUCAUCCUCCUCCUGUAGUCACUCCCCUCAGCUUGGCCGACCCGCUAACCUCGGCUCCUCCCCCACCAAGUUGCUGGGCUCCUCCCCUCGCACAUCCGACUGGCUGCAGAAGUCCCCACUGCCCACCAUCAUUGGUUCCCCUACUAAGACGAUUUCAGCACCUUUCAAGAUCCCCAAAACACAGGCCUCCUGUAACCUGAUGGCGCUGGCAGACAGUCCUGUGCCCACAAAGGCGUUGGCGGAUGCCCGGGAUGUCUGUGCUUACCACUGCAACCCGUACCUGGCCGGACGGGCAGCUGCUCCAGAGGCCAGCAGAACAUUUGGCAGGUCCGUUAGCACAGGUCGUCUGUCUGACCAGCCAAUCAGAUUCACUUUAGGUGGACAGACCUAUCAGGGCAGCACCGACAGCCUGAACACAGAGCGACCCAUGGACACAGCCCCUGCAGGUCCUGGCGUGCUGGCUCAGGGUGGAUCAGCCAGUCCCCGUACUGUUCUUUUCACUGUGGGUUCACCACCCAACAGCAGCACUCCUCCUACCUGCAGCCACUUGGGCACCCGACCACGGACCACUUCAGUGGGUUCCAACAGCUCGGCCGGCUCGCUGUGUUCCACCAGUGGUCGGGUCUAUGUUGGAUCUCCUCCAGGCAUGGCUAUGGGCUCCUCUCCUCCUGGAGGUUUUGGGGGCGGCCAGGUUGUCCCCGGGGCAGAGGGGGCACCCAGCAGUCUGCGCUACGUACCUUAUGGGACUUCUCCUCCCAGCUUGGAGGGAUUCAUCACCUUUGAAGCCCCUGAGCUGCCUGAGGAGACCCUGAUGGAGCGUGAGCAUACAGACACCCUGAUGCACCUACGGAUGAUGCUUUCAUUCACCGACUGCGUCCUGGAGAUGGCGGCAGUUCGAGCUGGAGGGGCAGAGCUUGGCGUGUCGGCUGCAUCCCUCUACCCUCCUCAGGACAGUGUGGUUGUGGACCAGAUCAGCCAGCUUAGCAAGGAGUGGGGGCAGGUGGAGCAGUUGGUGCUCUACAUGAAGGCAGCUCAGCUCUUGGCUUCCUCCCUCCAUCUGGCCAAGGCUCAGAUUAAGUCUGCCAAGCUCAAUCCCUCCACUGCUGUCAAACAAGUGGUGAAGAACCUGAAUGAUCGCUACAAAAGCUGCAUCUCACUCUGCCGGCGGCUGACCGACAAACUCAACCACUUCUUCUCUGAUAAGCAGCGUUUUGUGGAUGAGAUCAACAGCGUCACUGCAGAGAAGCUCAUCUACAAUCACGCAGUGGAGAUGGUUCAGUCAGCAGCUCUGGAUGAGAUGUUCAAGCAGACGGAGGACAUCGCCUACCGCUACAGCAAGGCCGCCAUGUUGCUGGAUGGCCUGUCCAAGAUCCUACAAGACCCCACUGACAUUGAGAAUGUGGUCAAAUAUAAAGCCAGUGUGGACCGCAGGAUCUCAGCUCUGUGCUACUGUACUGUCACACUGUAUGAGUAGCAGCCCUCCCACAGACGCGCGCAGAGGGACCACGUCCUAAGACUAUUGACUACCAUCCUCACAAAGUCCCUGUUUCCUCCUGUAGCAGUUCAAGCACUUUUGAUUUGUGAGGUUUCAUCUGUAUUUAUCAUCAGUUCUUUUCACUGGCUGCAUCACAGAAUGAACUGUGGCUGAUGCACAAAUUUCUAACCAAAGACGACAACAGAUCCGGAAACAAAAGGCUGAAACCGGAUGUGAACAUACAAGCGUGCACUUUGAGCUGCAUUUUUUUUUUUUACUCUACGAUGGUAGAACACCAUCAGAUCAACAUAUAGAUUGUUGAUAUCAUUUGUUUUUACCAGAAGAAAACAAGGACUCACAGGACUAUGAGACAGUGUUGUGGACUCAAGCUCCACAUCCUACAGUUCAUUUUUACAUCCUAUCAGUGGUUAUUUACUCUGUGUUUAAGUUGUUGUUGUUCUUAUUUAUUGGUUGAGAAGAACACGGCGUUUCCUGCCUGUCUUGAAAACUUCAAGUAUUGGAGUGAAAGAAAAGGAAGAAAUUAACAAAAGGCUUAUUGCCGCUCACUGUAUUAGAUAAAGCUCAGAGACUAUGUGGACUUCUACAGAAAACACAAACUCCUGUUACAGAAACUAUACAGCCGUGAGAGCAAAGGAGCCUGUAGAUUUGUAAUGGCUUUGUUUUUAUUUUUUAUGUUGUUACCUCAAGCACUUUAUUGUGGAUUGAGAGGAGGAACAGAUAUCUGAAGGUGGAAAUGUGAAGGCAGGGGGGGACGGUUUUCUAAUCACACCUGCUCCCACUCAAACGUACCUGAUCUGUGUGCAUGAGCAACAAGUCUUUAGAGGUGCAUGCAUUUCAUAUUCACAGACUCACUGCUCAGCUUCUUGGGCUUUGACUAUCAAAAGAUCACAGAACCACUUAGCUCUAGUUUACUGAUGUAUGUUCAUACAUACAUCAGUAAACACGAAAGUGGUUUUUAAGAUUCAGAUCAGCUUGUUCAUCAUGUGAAUGAUGUUCAGUCUGUGGAAAAAGUUGUGAAAUGUCUCCUGUGACUCAGACCUGAGAUUUCCUUGAUGAUGUCUCUGCAGAUUAUCUCUACUUGGACAUGAGACUUAAUAGGAGACGCAGAAAGAAAUAUGCAGAUUCCGUGCAUCGAGGGUUUAAGUGGAGAAUUGUUUAUGUAGAAUGUAUAAUCUAGGGUCUACUUAAUUUAUUGUUUAAUUCAACUUUCUGCAAGUGGUAUGAUAUAUCAGUGGAUCUCCCUGUAAAUCCAGACACACUAGUUGUGUCUAGCAUGUGAGAAAACGAGCUACCGUUUCUGCAGCCAUUCUAAGGCCGCCAUGUUCUCCAAGAAUGACCGAUGUUCUUAAACAUCACGCUAAUGCCAUUUACAAAAAUACUCCCAGUUUCAGCAAGCAUAUGAAAACAUAUAUCGAGGGAGCUUUCAUUGACUUAUAUCAAACUUGCAUUCAUUGGGCACAGGUCAUAGAAAAAUGUUGUUUCUCACAUAGUUUUCUGUUGUAGUUGAUCGGAAUGCACUAGACUUACGAUGACUUGUUGAUCAUGUUAAUCACAGUGAGGAGGGGUGGAGGUGACUCACUCUGCUCAUGUGAGCUUAGAUAUUCAGAAGGAAACCAGAAUUUGAGAGAGUGGCCCUUCUCCUGUUACCACUGCAGCGCUGAACAGCCAAUCAGGUGUCCACUCCAAACCCUGAAGAAGUGAAACUGAACGGUCAAAUUACUUGACAAGUUACCUUAAUAAUAAGUUCCAUUUUACUAAAAAAAAACUACAGCUUCUUAUGUUCUGUCAAAAUCUGUAGCUACUUUUUUUAAACUAAACUUGAUGUUUGCAAACCUGUAUAUAUUUGAAUGUGGUACAUGUGGUGAUUCCUUUCUCUUCUUUUGGAAGGGGAGUGUGUGUGUGAGUGUGUGAUCAUAGUUUGAAGGGGUGUGGAUGUCGCCAUCAGACGCCCUGCCUGUCAGUCAAAGAGCACAAAUCUUUAUAUGUAGAUAGAUGAAUUUGUAUUGAUUUUAGUCAUGUCUGCCAAGGGUUUGAUAAGGAAAACCUAUUUUGGCACAACAGGAGUGUGCCAAAGACUAUAAUAAAACUCAUGGCAGCUCCAAUCCUUUCCAGAGAACUCUUUCUACCAGGACUGUUUGUUGUUGAGAUCACAUUUAUUUCGUGGUUCUUAUGAAAUGUUCUGAAAUGAGCAUGAGGUUUUUUGGAUUUCAAACUCAUUUCCACAAAUUUUCUGAGACUUGAUUUGUCACAAUCUGCACUGCCCUACCGUUCACUCAGUCCCUCUGCCUCCCCCUCAACUUGUCUGCUGUGCUCCCAACGGUGUAUGUACUGUAUGUAUGAGUGUAUAUAUACACACGUGCAUUAAGGCCAGUAGUAUACAGUUAGUGAUGGAAAAGGAGGUGCCUUCUUCAGACAUAGGCCUACUCCUCUGUACAGGUGUGAAUACGUUCUUUUUCUGUGUAAAAAUGUGUAUAAAUGCAUUCACAGGUGGUCUCCAGGCCUGUUCCUCUGAUGUACUGUUCUUUUUCUAGACAUAUCUGGGUUUCAGUUUUCCCUUAUCCAUGUCGUGUCCACUCUGAACCACAUGAAGCCUUUUACUGCACACAGAGUGAAGAGGGACAAAUAAAGCUGAUAGAAAUCCACCUGAAACUUUGCUCUGUACCAUUCUGGACUGUACCUGAAGAUGGACUGUUCUAGAUAAAGCAUGGGUACCAACUCUGCAUCUUACCCCGUAGAACCUCUAGAAUGUUGAAUGUAUGCACCCUGUCGUUUUGCGCCUCUCCAGCUUGAUCUGAAUGCAUUCUGAAGAACCCCGCUGUCAGUCACCACCCUGAAGAUGCAACACUUUCCAACACAGAUUUUUCAGAGAAAUGUUAAUGUCAUACUUGUGUCUCUCACUGAGGGGUGUCUCUUGUUCUUUAUGGAACUCAAAUAUGGUCUUUGUUAUUAAAAGGAGAUUUUAAAAAAUUAA
Messenger RNA from Acanthochromis polyacanthus (spiny chromis), 7190 nucleotides. It is a transcript of the gene ulk2, whose product is annotated as unc-51 like autophagy activating kinase 2. NCBI's taxonomy places the organism in Eukaryota, Metazoa, Chordata, Actinopteri, Pomacentridae. Gene Ontology annotation, biological process: autophagosome organization; protein autophosphorylation; peptidyl-serine phosphorylation. The record is from RefSeq and is a predicted model, not a curated record. The coding region runs from base 1076 to 4198 and encodes 1040 amino acids. Gene Ontology annotation, cellular component: autophagosome; cytoplasm. The transcript is spliced from 27 exons. Gene Ontology annotation, molecular function: protein serine/threonine kinase activity; ATP binding.